Messenger RNA from Symbiodinium sp. CCMP2592, 903 nucleotides. Lineage: Eukaryota; Dinophyceae; Suessiales; Symbiodiniaceae. The record is from the annotation of a GenBank genome assembly.
AUGGCCGAGGAAGCCCUGCAUGGAGACACUGGCCGAGCGGACUUCCUGAACAUUGCGGAACUGCCCAUACGUGAAAAGCGACGUGUCCGAGCAGUGGACGGCGACUGCACAGUGAAGGCGAUUCACCGCGACGACUUCCAGUCUUCUCUGCAAAAGUUCCCGGAGGAGGCAAAGGUCUUUGACCGUUUCCUCAGAGAGGCCUCGCGCUUUGCGGUGCCCGGGGCGCCCUUUGCAAGGGUCCAGGAAGCCGCCGGGAGGAGGAUACUGGCCUUCCUGGAAGCUGGACGAGAGUUUCAGGGCUGUCAGAGAGACUUCCUCGCCACGUUGUGCACCGAAGCCGAGGGUGUCUUGCUAGCACCCGGCGAGACACUGCAAGCCGGCGACCUGCCGAAAGGGCGUUGCUCGCUUUUCAUCGUCCUGGCGGGACGAAUCCAAGUCGCGGCACCCGAAGGCAUCGUCUUCCGCUUCGCAGGGCCCGGAGAAGUUCUGGGCUCGGCGGCCGCCUUGGACCUCGUCGACAGCUCCACCGAGGCCCUGAAGGCCCUUCCGGGCAUGGGCCCCGCCUUCUGCGUCCGCAUCCCGCAUGCCGCGGUCGGCCGAGCUCUGCAAGACUGCCCCAGCAACGCGGAGCUCUGGAUCAAGAAUGCGGAGCUGCUGCACCGCGAGGCUUGCCGCAGCAAGCAGGAGCGUUGCCGAUGGGCAUCGCAGGUGGCCGUUCCGGCCCUGGCGAGCACCUCGCUGCUUGCUGGUUGUCCGCACGAUUUCCUCAUGUCCCUGGCGGGCCAGCUGUCUGAGGUGGCCCACUCGGAGGGGGAUGAGAUCUUUGCAUGCAAUACCUCCGGGAAGUCCAUGAUGAUAGUCCUGGAGGCGCGCAUGGAAAGCAGUUGCCUACAAGAAAAUUGA